Molecule: messenger RNA, 1100 nt
Organism: Erigeron canadensis
Lineage: Eukaryota; Viridiplantae; Streptophyta; Magnoliopsida; Asterales; Asteraceae
Product: receptor-like protein 44
Exons: 1
Coding region: 154-984 (276 amino acids)
Molecular function (GO): protein binding
Source: RefSeq, a predicted model, not a curated record
UUUCAUUGUUGGGUUUGCACCAAACACAAUACUUUUAGUGCUCUUCCAUAACUUCACACCCUCAAUGGCCCAAACCUCUCAACAUUAACACCAUCACCACCAUCAAUUCAUCCAUUUUCUUAACAUGCGCACUAGCCAUCUACCACCCCAAACAUGCGCAUUUCCACUUCAUUCAUUCCCAUCUUCUUACUAACAUGCACCACUUUCUUUGCACCAUCUUCACAAGAUCCAAAAGAUGAAACUUGUUUAACUCAUUUAUUCCAAUCUUUAAGUGAUCCAAACAACAAUCUUCACAAUUGGUCCAUACCCACUUUUUCAAACCCAUGUUCUGACUUCAACUCAAACCUAGCCGGAGCCACUUGUAACAAUGGCCGGAUUUACAAACUUUCACUCCAAAACUUAAAUCUUGCUGGACCCAUUUCACCCUUUAUCUCAAAUUGCACAAAUUUACAAUCUUUAGACCUUUCUAAUAACUCUUUAACUGGUCCUAUUCCAAAUGAGCUUCAAUAUUUAGUCAACUUAGCUGUACUAAAUCUUUCUGUUAACCAUUUGACCUCUGUUAUCCCUCCCUCACUUGCCAUGUGUAAUUACUUAAAUGUUAUUGACUUACAUGACAACAGACUAACCGGGUCAAUCCCAGCCCAGAUUGGGGCAUUGGCCCGGUUGUCUGUUUUCGAUGUUUCAAAUAAUAAACUGUCUGGUCCGGUUCCUGCUAGUCUUGGGAACCGGACCGGCAGUUUAAACAGGUUUAAUGUGAGCUCUUUUUUGGGUAAUAAAGAUCUUUAUGGGUACCCUUUAAGUGGGGCUAGAAAUAAAGGGUUAUCUGUGUUAGUGAUUGUUGGGAUUGGAUUAGCAAGUGGAUUAUUGAGCUUGGUUUUGAGUUUUACUGUGGUUUGUGUUUGGUUAAGAUCUGUUGAAAAUAAAAGAGCUGCUGCUGAUGAUGAUCAACAAGGCAAGGUUCCUCAACUAAUGCCUGAUUAUUGAUUUUGGAGAUUGAUUUAAUUAAAUCUUGUAUUAAUUAGCCUUUUUUCUUGUUUACUAUGUGUAUUAUUAUGUUAUUACGUUAAUUUGAUCUUUUUGGACAGAGUUAUUUCUGGGAA